AUGAAGGAGCCGUGCUUCCGGUGUAAACGACCGACAUACUUCAAUGAUAAGAUUGGCCCGUUGAAAGAUGGGGCACUGUUCCAUAAAGGAUGUUUCAAGUGUUGGAUAUGUGGAACCAGACUUUCGUUGAAGACCUAUCACAAUAACCGGAACGACACACAAGAUUUAGAGGUCAAAUUUAUUAUUCUCCCCGAAGACGAAAGGCGACUACCCUCACAAUCUGAUGAGACCAGCUGGACCGACAAGAGCGCUUUUGCCAGCCGAUCGUUGUCAUCAGCCAGUUUGCGGCAGUUUCCUUCAGCAGAGAACGAGGUAGAGGGUUGUUAG
Cooperia oncophora is the source of this 327-nucleotide messenger RNA. The record is from the annotation of a GenBank genome assembly. Lineage: Eukaryota; Metazoa; Nematoda; Chromadorea; Rhabditida; Trichostrongylidae.